AUGCCCUUUCUUCAAAUUUUGAAACAACCGGUGGAGUCGUGGGAUACGAUCUUGAUUCAUCUGAUGACCAAUAAACUGGACCCAGCCACCCGUCGUGAGUGGGAAGCUGUCUCUUCAGGAACAGUACCUGCAUCGUACAGCAUGCUGGAAAAUUUCGUCACAGACCGCUGUCAAAUGCUAGAAGCUAUACCUUCGAAGAAAAGAUCUUAUGUGGAAACCACUAUUCCUGCGAAAAGGGUUAAAUUGGAAGGACGGACACUGACAGUCACAAAACCAUCGCAAUUAUGCGUAGCUUGCAGAGGGGAACACUUUCUUGGAGGCUGUAAUCGGUAUCGUGCAAAAUCUAUCGACGAAAAGCUGAAGAUGAUCAAGCGUUUCGCACUGUGCUACAAUUGCCUCAAGUCAAACCAUACUGCAGAUAAAUGUCGAAGCGGAGGCUACUUCAAAUGUGAUGGGAAGCAUCAUACAUCCAUCCACCGAGAGAAGAAAGAAAGUUUCAAUUACAAUGACAACCCACCAGAUAAACGUCAUCAAGAGAAAAAACAAAUAACGCAGACUUAUCCAUCGACACAAGCAUCCAUUCUCCCUACUGCUAUAGUAUUGAUUCACAGUCUUGACCGUGCCCCCAUAUUGGAUCGAGUCUUAUUAGACUCAGGCUCACAGUUCAACUUCGCUACGAAAUCGCUGAUGAUCCGUUUAGGAGUACCAACUCAGACGACCAAAGUUAACGUGUAUGGCUUUGGACAAUGCAAACAGCCAGUUCACGAAAGAGGUUGGAUUUCUAUCGAAUCACGCGUGUCCGAUUACCAUAGGACAAUAUCAGUGCUAGUAUCGGACAAUGUAAUCGGGAGCAUUCCCCCGAAGGAUUUGAACACAGAUAACUGGAAUCUUUCAGACGUAAAUUUAGCGGAUCCUGAUUUCCAUUUAAGUAGCCCAGUUAACAUACUACUGGGAGUUUCGAUCGUAUUUGACAUCAUUCGAAGUGGCAACAAAGACAUUGGUGAAGAACUACCUCGUAUUCAAAAUACGGCACUUGGGUGGAUAAUUGGCGGUGGUAGGGCAUACAUAAAGGCAAACACUGAAGUAUCAAUGGUAAUCAGUGAAACCAAGAACAGUUUCGUUCCUAUUGAGUGGACUGAAGUGGAAUCAUUGUGCGAGCAAUUGUUCGUAGAUACCACCACACGCACAGAAGACGGGCGUUUUAUAGUGCGACUGCCAGAAAACCCAACUCUGAUCAACUGGGUGAUUCUAAAACCUUGGCUCUAG
Molecule: messenger RNA, 1266 nt
Organism: Toxorhynchites rutilus septentrionalis
Lineage: Eukaryota; Metazoa; Arthropoda; Insecta; Diptera; Culicidae
Exons: 2
Coding region: 1-1266 (421 amino acids)
Source: RefSeq, a predicted model, not a curated record